Molecule: messenger RNA, 3442 nt
Organism: Suncus etruscus (white-toothed pygmy shrew)
Lineage: Eukaryota; Metazoa; Chordata; Mammalia; Eulipotyphla; Soricidae
Gene: LRRC8A
Product: leucine rich repeat containing 8 VRAC subunit A
Exons: 4
Coding region: 238-2673 (811 amino acids)
Molecular function (GO): protein binding
Source: RefSeq, a predicted model, not a curated record
GGAGGCCGAGUGGUGCAGUGAGGGACAAACAAAAGGAGGCGCCGGAGGGUCGCGGCGGCCGGCGGGACGGAGCUGUCGGGGGAGCCCCGGGCUGCCUGCGGGGCGGCCGGGCACGGCGGGCCCAGGGAGGUCUUGUCCAUGGAGCGGGAGGAAUGCCAGGACCCUGUCCCGACAGACUCGGACCAGCCUCAACCUCGGCCAGCACGCAGAUAGCAGGGCCCGCCACUGGGGGUAGCCAUGAUUCCGGUAACAGAACUCCGCUACUUUGCGGACACGCAGCCGGCCUACCGCAUCCUGAAGCCCUGGUGGGACGUAUUCACCGACUACAUCUCCAUCGUCAUGCUGAUGAUCGCCGUGUUCGGGGGCACGCUGCAGGUGACACAGGACAAGAUGAUCUGCCUGCCCUGUAAGUGGGUCACCAGGGACACCUGCAACGACUCCAUCCGUGGCUGGGUGGCGGCGCCCGAGACCACCUACUUCAACGCCAGCCUCCUGGCCGGCUCCACCGCCGCCACUGGCCCCACGGGCAUCAAGUACGACCUGGACCGGCACCAGUACAACUACGUGGACGCCGUGUGCUACGAGAACCGCCUGCACUGGUUCGCCAAGUACUUCCCGUACCUGGUGCUCCUGCACACGCUCAUCUUCCUGGCCUGCAGCAACUUCUGGUUCAAGUUCCCGCGCACCAGCUCCAAGCUGGAGCACUUCGUGUCCAUCCUGCUCAAGUGCUUCGACUCACCCUGGACCACGCGGGCCCUGUCGGAGACGGUGGUGGAGGAGAGCGACCCCAAGCCGGCCUUCAACAAGAUGAACGGCUCCAUGGACAAGAAGGCGUCGACCGUGAGCGAGGAUGUGGAGGCCACGGUGCCCAUGCUGCAGCGCACCAAGUCGCGCCUGGAGCAGGGCAUCGUGGACCGCUCGGAGACGGGCGUGCUGGACAAGAAGGAGGGCGAGCAGGCCAAGGCGCUGUUUGAGAAGGUGAAGAAGUUCCGCACGCACGUGGAGGAGGGUGACAUCGUGUAUCGCCUCUACAUGCGCCAGACCAUUAUCAAGGUGGUCAAGUUUAUCCUCAUCAUCUGCUACACCGUCUACUACGUACACAACAUCAAGUUCGACGUGGACUGCACGGUGGACAUCGAGAGCCUGACGGGCUACCGCACCUACCGCUGCGCCCACCCGCUGGCCACGCUCUUCAAGAUCCUGGCCUCCUUCUACAUCAGCCUGGUCAUCUGCUACGGCCUCAUCUGCAUGUACACGCUGGGCUGGAUGCUGCGGCGCUCGCUCAAGAAGUACUCCUUCGAGUCCAUCCGCGAGGAGAGCAGCUACAGCGACAUCCCCGACGUGAAGAACGACUUCGCCUUCAUGCUGCACCUCAUCGACCAGUACGACCCGCUCUACUCCAAGCGCUUCGCCGUCUUCCUGUCGGAGGUGAGCGAGAACAAGCUGCGCCAGCUGAACCUCAACAACGAGUGGACGCUGGACAAGCUGCGCCAGCGGCUGACCAAGAACGCCCAGGACAAGCUGGAGCUGCACCUCUUCAUGCUCAGCGGCAUCCCCGACACUGUCUUCGACCUGGGCGAGCUGGAGGUGCUGAAGCUGGAGCUCAUCCCCGACGUGACCAUCCCGCCCAGCAUCGCCCAGCUCACGGGCCUGCGCGAGCUGUGGCUCUACCACACGGCGGCCAAGAUCGAGGCGCCUGCCCUGGCCUUCCUGCGCGAGAACCUGCGGGCCCUGCACGUCAAGUUCACGGACAUUAAGGAGAUCCCCCUGUGGAUCUACAGCCUCAAGACCCUGGAGGAGCUGCACCUCACGGGCAACCUGAGCGCCGACAACAACCGCUACAUCGUCAUCGACGGGCUGCGGGAGCUCAAGCGCCUCAAGGUGCUGCGGCUCAAGAGCAACCUGAGCAAGCUGCCCCAGGUGGUGACGGACGUCGGGGUGCACCUGCAGAAGCUGUCCAUCAACAAUGAGGGCACCAAGCUCAUCGUCCUCAACAGCCUCAAGAAGAUGGCCAACCUGACCGAGCUGGAGCUCAUCCGCUGUGACCUGGAGCGCAUCCCCCACUCCAUCUUUAGCUUGCACAACCUGCAGGAGAUCGACCUCAAGGACAACAACCUGAAGACCAUCGAGGAGAUCAUCAGCUUCCAGCACCUGCACCGCCUCACCUGCCUUAAGCUGUGGUACAACCACAUCGCCUACAUCCCCGUGCAGAUCGGCAACCUCGCCAACCUCGAGCGCCUCUACCUGAACCGCAACAAGAUCGAGAAGGUGCCCGCGCAGCUCUUCUACUGCCGCAAGCUGCGCCACCUGGACCUCAGCCACAACAACCUGACCGCCCUGCCUGCCGACAUCGGCCUCCUGCAGAACCUUCAGAACCUGGCUGUCACGGCCAACCGCAUCGAGGCACUGCCCCCCGAGCUCUUCCAGUGCCGGAAACUGCGGACCCUACACCUGGGCAACAACGUGCUGCAGUCGCUGCCCUCGAGGGUGGGCGAGCUCACCAACCUCACCCAGAUUGAGCUAAGGGGCAACCGGCUCGAGUGCCUGCCCGUGGAGCUGGGCGAGUGUCCACUGCUGCGGCGCAGCGGCCUGGUGGUGGAAGAGGACCUGCUGGGCACGCUGCCCCCGGAGGUGAAGGAGCGACUCUGGAGGGCUGACAAGGAGCAGGCCUGAGCCCCCAGGGAACCCCACGCAGCGCCCUACGCCGCACCCAGGGGCUGGCCCCUUGGCUCCCCGAGACUUGGACCCCUGGGGCCGGCGCCUGUCGGGGAGACGGGAGACCCACAGGUGGUCAGUCUCAGCGUCUCGUGUUUGGACAAUCCAGGCCUUCUCCAUCCCGGAGGCCCAGCCGGAGAUCCAGGAACUCCCCUGAGCUCAAGCUAUUUAUUUCCCUCCCGUUGGAUAACUUACACAUUCCCAAGAAAGUCAGCCUGGGACAGAGAGGGCAGCCCUGGAAGUGGAAAGCUGCCUGAGGCCACAGACUCGGAACCCCUGAGCAUCCAGCUUGGGGGAGCGGUGACCCCUGUGGUGCCAGGCCGGACUCAGGCCAGCCGAGGGCAGCAGUCCACCAGGGAGACAGGCCCAGCUGCCGCUUACUAUCUUCAUUUUAGAGAACAUUUUUUUUUUUAGUAAAAAAGGAAACACAAAAGCCAGGUUUUGUUUUUUUUUAAAAAAAAGCUUUGAAAAGUGAUGGUUUGGGUAUUAAAAGGAAAUAAAACUUAAAAAAAAAUAAAGGGGGACUCGGGAAGCCAGUGAAGGGAGACAGUUCAGACUGGGAUAUGUGGGCCAGGGGCUUCGGUGCUGAGUGGAGUGGCCCGAUGCUCGGGCUGGGCCCAUCUUGUUUCUGAAGCAUUGGCCCAGGUCCCUGCAGCUGUUCUCUGGGCCAGAAGCCCUUUUUGGUGCGGGUCUCUCUCUCUCUCUCUCUCUCUCUCUCUCUCUCUCU